Humulus lupulus (European hop) is the source of this 1227-nucleotide messenger RNA. RefSeq lists its product as uncharacterized. NCBI's taxonomy places the organism in Eukaryota, Viridiplantae, Streptophyta, Magnoliopsida, Rosales, Cannabaceae. The transcript has 3 exons. The coding region runs from base 1 to 1227 and encodes 408 amino acids. The record is from RefSeq and is a predicted model, not a curated record.
AUGGUGAAUGUGCUUCUUGAUCUCAGGUGUGGGUUCUUGGCUUUGGCUCUGUGGUGUGGCUUCUCCUCUGUAGCUCCGUGCUUCGGCGAACGAUGGAGAAUCCUGGUGUGGGCAGUGAAGCUUCGCUUGUGUUUAGGGAGUGGUUCGGGGUUCUCUUGGCUUCGUUGUUCAGCGGAUUGCAGCGACGAUGCUCCCCCUUCCAAGCUUGAGUGGGAUACCUUUGAUGUUGGAUGGGCUCAGUUGUUCGUGUUGGAUGGAUUUAAUGUUCCGGAAGACAAGUCUUCACUUACGGAGACUCAGAAGAAGGCUCUGGAGGAGAAUCAACAAAAUGAUUCUCAAGCAUUAUUCUGCUUGCAGCAAGCUAUGGCAGACGCCAUUUUUCCACAGAUUAUGGGCCCACCAACUGCGAAAGAAGCAUGGGACACAUUGCAGAAGGAGUUCCAAGGAACAAUCAAGGCACGCACUAUUAAACUACAGAAGCUCAGACGAGAUUUUGAAAAUCUUAAAAUGAAGGAUAAUGAGACUGCAAAAGAUCACUAUUCUAGAAUUAGAGAAAUAUCUAAAAUUAAUCCGCGGUCUCAAAAAUCUAAAGCUGAUGGGAGAAAAUCACUAGAAAAUUUUAAAAGCGAGAGUUAUCAAGAAAAACAAAAAGAAAAUAACGACAAGUAUUCUCCAUGUGGCAUUUGUAAAAGAAAAAGUCACUUGGAGAAAGACUAUUGGUUUAAAGAAAAACCUCAGAGCCAAAAUUGUAAAAAAUUUAGCCACACUGAAAAAACUUGUUGUUUUAAGAAAUCCCACCAAGCUAAUUUUUUAAAAGAGAAAAAUGAUGAAAAUAAUCUCUUCUAUGUCUGCCAAGCUGCAUCAGAAGAAAAAGAUACUUGGUAUCUAGACAGUGGUUGUAGCAACUACAUGACAAAAAAUGAAAGCAUCUUUUGUAGUCUUGAUAAAUCCAAGACUAAAGUCAAAAUUGGUAAUGGUGACUUCAUGGAAGCAGUUGGGAAAGGCACCAUUGUCAUUGACACUAAAAAAGGAAAGAGAUACAUCAAUGAUGUACUCUUGGUACCCAACAUCAAUCAAAACCUACUCAGUGUAGGACAAAUGGUUGAAAAAGGGUACUUUUUACAUUUUGAAGGAGAUUCUUACACAAUCUAUGACAAGCAAGACAAAUCCUUUGAAAUUGCAAAAAUAAAAAUGAAAGAAAACAUAUGCUUUCCUUUACAAUGGUGA